Molecule: messenger RNA, 1337 nt
Organism: Nicotiana tabacum (common tobacco)
Lineage: Eukaryota; Viridiplantae; Streptophyta; Magnoliopsida; Solanales; Solanaceae
Product: 3-hydroxyisobutyryl-CoA hydrolase-like protein 5
Biological process (GO): L-valine catabolic process
Molecular function (GO): 3-hydroxyisobutyryl-CoA hydrolase activity
Source: RefSeq, a predicted model, not a curated record
UUUCCCUUUCGUUGUCCAGUUUCCAAUUUCUGCACUCAAUUCUUUUUUGUGUCGAUUAGUUAGCUGCUAUGGCAAUAAUAUCUGCUCUCAGUAGUAAUAUUUCAAUGCCUAAACAAGUAGUGAAACCAAAUAGAGAGGUUAUUAUUACUAAGGAACUUGGUCAUGCUAGAGUGCUCACCUUAAAUCGGCCUAACCAUUUAAAUUUUUUAGGGGAGAGAGAGGUAUUAAUGCUGGGGCAGAAAUUUGAGAAAUACGAGAAAGAUGAUGAAGCUGAAUUUGUAAUUAUCAAGGGAGCUGGUCGUACUUUCUCUGCUGGUGGAGACUUAAAAACGUUCUAUGAUCGCCGAAACAUAAGGGAUUCUUGCCUUGAAGGUACAUAUAGAAUGUAUUGGCUUUGCUACCACAUUCAUACAUACAAGAAACCACAUAUUGCUCUUGUCCAUGGAAUGGCAGUGGGUGGAGGUGCAUCCUUGAUGGUGCCAAUGAAGUUCUCUGUCGUCACUGAAAAGGCGUUUUGUUCUACUCCUGAAACAAGUCUAGGGUUUCACCCAGACUGUGGCUUCUCAUACAUGCUUUCGCGUCUUCCAGGUCGACUUGGGGAAUACUUGGGCUUAACAGGAGCAAAAUUAAGGGGUAAAGAAAUGGUAGCUGCUGGACUUGCCACUCAUUUUGUUCCUUCUCAGAAACUAUUCCAGCUAGAGAAACGCUUGGUGAGCAUAAACAGUGGUGAAGAAGAUGCUAUUAGAUCAGUCAUCAAUGAAUUUUCCACAAAUAUUGACAUAGAUGAAAGAAGUAUCUUGAAGAAGUUGUCCAUAAUCAACGAAUGUUUUUCCAAGGAUUCUGUGGAGGAGAUUGUGGAGUCACUUGAAGCUGAGGCAAGCAAAAAAGGAAAUGAUUGGAUUAUUACAACGCUUAAAAACCUAAAGAAAGCAUCUCCAACAGGAUUAAAAAUAACAUUGAGAUCGAUACGAGAAGGAAGGACACAGACACUGUUUGAAUGCUUGAGGAGAGAAUUCAGGAUUACGAUGAACAUACUACGAACUGUAAUAUCUGGUGAUUUGUAUGAGGGCAUAAGGGCUGCCAUUAUUGACAAGGAUAAGUCUCCAAAGUGGAAUCCUUCAACUCUUAACAACGUGCACGAUGAUCAGCUCGACUUGAUCUUCAAGCCAUUCGAAGAAGAUGACUUGGAACUUCAAAUUCCAGAAGAUGAUGAAUGCAGGUGGGAAGGAAAUUAUGAAAAUUCAGGUUAUUGUCGUCCAUCAACAGCUCUUGGAAGUGUUCUUGUGUAAUAAACAGCCAAGUAUAUAGUCUUGAUUCUUGUGUACUCACAGGGGCGG